AUGAGGCAACCUGAAGUAUGGGGUCAUGGUUCAGUUGUGAUAUUUUUGAUCAUUGCAGCCAUUCUUCUGGUUGGCCCACUUCUGAUGGGUACUUCUACACCACCAGGAAUUCCUUUGCUUAUGGUGUUUCCAGUCGUUAUUGCAGCCGUUUUGAUAUUUCUUGUGGUAACCUCUGACUGA
Vigna umbellata (rice bean) is the source of this 180-nucleotide messenger RNA. RefSeq lists its product as uncharacterized. The record is from RefSeq and is a predicted model, not a curated record. NCBI's taxonomy places the organism in Eukaryota, Viridiplantae, Streptophyta, Magnoliopsida, Fabales, Fabaceae.